ACAAAAAUGGCGUCGAACGGGGAAGAUGCGGGUUCCCUCACGACUGUUGUUCGUGGGGAACAAGAAGAGAGAAAAACGUUUUCAUUUGGUUUCACUAAGACAGUUAGCAAAUUUAAACCUUCGGCUGUCGACGCUGCGAUCAAGAAAGAUGAAAAGGAUUACCUGACAGGAAUUGACGAUAAAGAAUUGCAAAGUUCAAAACCAUCGGAGAAGCCCAAGGAGCUCAUCAUCCCUCUGAUCCAGAAGAACCGCUGGCACAAAGCGGACCGAGCGGGCCACAGCGAGGCGAGCGGAGGCAAAACACAAGAAAGAAGCCAAGACAAUGACUCUGUGGAGUCUCAAGCUGUCAAAGAACUCAUUGAAGACUCCCGGAGGCAGCUUGAUCAGUGGCAGAAUGGCCCUCAGUCAGGAGCCAACCUGAACCUCUCCAUCCCCCUGUUGAUGCAAAACAAAGUGCCAGAUGGCUUUGAGGAUGGGGACCAUGUAAAGGUGGAUCUACGGCCUGAAUCUUCGUCACAAGCAGAUUAUGACAGUGUUCCUGUUGAGGCCUAUGGGCUUGCCAUGCUGAAAGGGAUGGGCUGGAGUAAAGAGGAAGGUAUUGGACGCACAUUUAAACAACACGUGAAGCCAAUCGAACACCAGCUCCGUCCAAAAGGUUUGGGUCUUGGAGCCGAUCGUUCAGCGAUAAAGGACCUGGAGCCCAGCAAACAUAAACGUCCCCCCAAGCCAGGCGAGGAGAGAGAGAAGGAGGAGGAACUAGUGAUGGGUCCAGGCGGCUGUGUUCUGGUGCAGUCUGGGCCACAUAAAGACCUCUACGGCAAGAUUGAAGGCGUCGAUGCAGACAAUGCUCGUGUUGUGGUGAAGCUGGCUAUUGGCGGCAAGUCUGCGACAAUCAGCCAGUAUGCUGUUAAACUGGUCGGGCGCAAGGAAUACGACAAAAACGGCAAAGACCUCAGUCGCCUCAGUAAAGCCCACAAAGACAAGGAAAAGGAGAAAGAGCGACAGAAGGAGCAACAGAGACGGGAGGAGAAAGAGAGGCGAAGUAAUGGUGACGAGGUAAAACACCAUUCUUCAGAACGAGGGGGAGGAAAGGACGACAGGAAGAGGAAACACAGAGAAUCUAGUCAAGACAGAGAGAAGCCUCCAGUGAAAGAGACAAGGCGACCACCAGCUCCCCCCUCCUGGCUCCAGAGAGACUUGAAAGUUCGCUUUAUAGACAAAGCUUUCAAAGGGGGCAGGUACUACAAUUCAAAGAUGCGUGUGGAGGACGUCCUGACACCGACCACCUGUGUGUGUCGAACUGAGGAGGGAAGACUGUUAGACGAUGUGAGCCAGGACAUGCUGGAAACCAUUGUUCCAAAAAGUGAAUAUGAUUCUGUAAUGGUUGUACUGGGAGAGCACAGAGGACAGGUUGGCCGUAUUCUCCAGCGGGACAAGAACAAGUGCAGAGCGAUGGUGCAGCUCGAUCGACACGAGGAGAAGGUGUUCACUCUGGAUUAUGACACCAUUUGUCACUAUGUGGGAGCAUCUGAUCACUGAUUCAGUGUUUCCCUGUCCUUUUUCAUCCCAUCUUAAAUGUCUGUUUUGUUAUGUUCAAAAAUUAUGGAUUUUAAAGCAUCGCAAUUUUGUAAUAAAAUAUUGUCAAGAA
Molecule: messenger RNA, 1648 nt
Organism: Epinephelus fuscoguttatus (brown-marbled grouper)
Lineage: Eukaryota; Metazoa; Chordata; Actinopteri; Perciformes; Serranidae
Gene: gpkow
Product: G patch domain and KOW motifs
Exons: 11
Coding region: 7-1539 (510 amino acids)
Biological process (GO): mRNA splicing, via spliceosome
Cellular component (GO): spliceosomal complex
Molecular function (GO): nucleic acid binding
Source: RefSeq, a predicted model, not a curated record